This is a messenger RNA of Closterium sp. Naga37s-1, 3822 nucleotides long. Lineage: Eukaryota; Viridiplantae; Streptophyta; Zygnematophyceae; Desmidiales; Closteriaceae. The record is from the annotation of a GenBank genome assembly.
AUGUCCUUCUCCUCCUUUCCCCCUGUCCUUCUCCUCCUUUCCCCCUAUCCUUCUCCUCCUUUCCCCCUGUCCUUCUCCCCCUCUCCCCUUGUCCGUCUCCUCCUUUCCCCCUGUCGUUCUCCCCCUCUCCCCCUGUCCUUCUCCUCCUUUCCCCCUGUCCUUCUCCCCCUCACCCCCUGUCCUUCUCCUUGUACCCUGUCCUUCUCCCCCUCUCCCCCUGUCCUUCUCCUCCUUUCCCCCUGUCCUUCUCCCCCUCUCCCCCUGUCCUUCUCCCCCUCUCCCCCUGUCCUUCUCCUCCUUUCCCCCUGUCCUUCUCCUUUCACCCUGUCCUUCUCCCCCUUUCCCCAUGUCCUUCUCCCCCUCUCCCCCUGUCCUUCUCCUCCCUUUCCCCCUGUCCUUCUCCCCCUUUCCCCCUGUCCUUCCCUCCCUCUCCUCCUGUUCUUCUCAGCUCCCUUCCCCCCUGUCCUCCUUCCCCCUGUCCUUCUCCCCCUCUCCCCCUGUCCUUCUCUCCCUUCCCUCCAGUUCUUCUCAUCUCCCUCUCCCCCUGUCCUUCUCCUCCUUUCCCCCUGUCCUUCUCCCCCUCUCCCCUUGUCCGUCUCCUCCUUUCCCCCUGUCGUUCUCCCCCUCUCCCCCUGUCCUUCUCCUCCUUUCCCCCUGUCCUUCUCCCCCUCUCCCCCUGUCCUUCUCCUCCUUUCCCCCUGUCCUUUUCCUUUCUCCCCCUGUCCUUCUCCCCCUCUCCCCCUGUCCUUCUCCUCCUUUCCCCCUGUCCUUCUCCCCCUUUCCCCAUGUCCUUCUCCUCCCUUUCCCCCUGUCCUUCUCCCCCUUUCCCCCUGUCCUUCCCUCCCUUUCCUCCUGUUCUUCUCAGCUCCCUUCCCCCCUGUCCUCCUUCCCCCUGUCCUUCUCCCCCUCUCCCCCUGUCCUUCUCUCCCUUCCCUCCAGUUCUUCUCAUCUCCCUCUCCCCCUGUCCUUCUCCUCCUUUCCCCCUGUCCUUCUCCCCCUCUCCCCUUGUCCGUCUCCUCCUUUCCCCCUGUCGUUCUCCCCCUCUCCCCCUGUCCUUCUCCUCCUUUCCCCCUGUCCUUCUCCCCCUCUCCCCCUGUCCUUCUCCUCCUUUCCCCCUGUCCUUCUCCCCCUCUCCCCCUGUCCUUCUCCUCCUUUCCCCCUGUCCUUUUCCUUUCUCCCCCUGUCCUUCUCCCCCUCUCCCCCUGUCCUUCUCCUCCUUUCCCCCUGUCCUUCUCCCCCUUUCCCCAUGUCCUUCUCCCCCUCUCCCCCUGUCCUUCUCCUCCCUUUCCCCCUGUCCUUCUCCCCCUUUCCCCCUGUCCUUCCCUCCCUCUCCUCCUGUUCUUCUCAGCUCCCUUCCCCCCUGUCCUCCUUCCCCCUGUCCUUCUCCCCCUCUCCCCCUGUCCUUCUCUCCCUUCCCUCCAGUUCUUCUCAUCUCCCUCGCCCCCUGUCCUUCCCGCACUUUCUCCCAUGUCUUUCCCCCCAUUUCCCCCUGUCUGUGUCCCCCUUUCCCCAUGUCCUUCUCCCCCUCUCCCCCUGUCCUUCUCCUCCUUUCCCCCUGUCCUUCACCACCUUUCACCCAGACCUUCUCCCCCUUUCCCCAUGUCCUUCUCCCCCUCUCCCCCUGUCCUUCUCCUCCCUUUCCCCCUGUCCUUCUCCUCCUUUCCCCCUGUCCUUCUCCUCCUUUCCCCCUGUCCUUCUCCCCCUCUCCCCCUAUCCUUCUCCUCCUUUCCCCCUGUCCUUCUCCCCCUCUCCCCUUGUCCGUCUCCUCCUUUCCCCCUGUCCUUCUCCCCCUCUCCCCCUGUCCUUCUCCUCCUUUCCCCCUGUCCUUCUCCCCCUCACCCCCUGUCCUUCUCCUUGUACCCUGUCCUUCUCCCCCUCUCCCCCUGUCCUUCUCCUCCUUUCCCCCUGUCCUUCUCCCCCUCUCCCCCUGUCCUUCUCCUCCUUUCCCCCUGUCCUUCACCACCUUUCACCCAGACCUUCUCCCCCUUUCCCCAUGUCCUUCUCCCCCUCUCCCCCUGUCCUUCUCCUCCCUUUCCCCCUGUCCUUCUCCUCCUUUCCCCCUGUCCUUCUCCUCCUUUCCCCCUGUCCUUCUCCCCCUCUCCCCCUAUCCUUCUCCUCCUUUCCCCCUGUCCUUCUCCCCCUCUCCCCUUGUCCGUCUCCUCCUUUCCCCCUGUCGUUCUCCCCCUCUCCCCCUGUCCUUCUCCUCCUUUCCCCCUGUCCUUCUCCCCCUCACCCCCUGUCCUUCUCCUUGUACCCUGUCCUUCUCCCCCUCUCCCCCUGUCCUUCUCCUCCUUUCCCCCUGUCCUUCUCCCCCUCUCCCCCUGUCCUUCUCCUCCUUUCCCCCUGUCCUUCUCCCCCUCUCCCCUUGUCCGUCUCCUCCUUUCCCCCUGUCGUUCUCCCCCUCUCCCCCUGUCCUUCUCCUCCUUUCCCCCUGUCCUUCUCCCCCUCACCCCCUGUCCUUCUCCUUGUACCCUGUCCUUCUCCCCCUCUCCCCCUGUCCUUCUCCUCCUUUCCCCCUGUCCUUCUCCCCCUCUCCCCCUGUCCUUCUCCUCCUUUCCCCCUGUCCUUCUCCCCCUCUCCCCUUGUCCGUCUCCUCCUUUCCCCCUGUCGUUCUCCCCCUCUCCCCCUGUCCUUCUCCUCCUUUCCCCCUGUCCUUCUCCCCCUCACCCCCUGUCCUUCUCCUUGUACCCUGUCCUUCUCCCCCUCUCCCCCUGUCCUUCUCCUCCUUUCCCCCUGUCCUUCUCCCCCUCUCCCCCUGUCCUUCUCCUCCUUUCCCCCUGUCCUUCUCCCCCUCUCCCCUUGUCCGUCUCCUCCUUUCCCCCUGUCGUUCUCCCCCUCUCCCCCUGUCCUUCUCCUCCUUUCCCCCUGUCCUUCUCCCCCUCACCCCCUGUCCUUCUCCUUGUACCCUGUCCUUCUCCCCCUCUCCCCCUGUCCUUCUCCUCCUUUCCCCCUGUCCUUCUCCCCCUCUCCCCCUGUCCUUCUCCUCCUUUCCCCCUGUCCUUCUCCCCCUCUCCCCUUGUCCGUCUCCUCCUUUCCCCCUGUCGUUCUCCCCCUCUCCCCCUGUCCUUCUCCUCCUUUCCCCCUGUCCUUCUCCCCCUCACCCCCUGUCCUUCUCCUUGUACCCUGUCCUUCUCCCCCUCUCCCCCUGUCCUUCUCCUCCUUUCCCCCUGUCCUUCUCCCCCUCUCCCCCUGUCCUUCUCCUCCUUUCCCCCUGUCCUUCUCCCCCUCUCCCCCUUACUAAAGCUGAGCGGUACCCAAGCCCCUGCCUGCUCAUCGCUAUCAUGUUAUCUCAUUGCAUCCCUGUCCAACUUGGCAGUGUUCAUCCUUUCCCCCAGUCCUUCUCUCCCUUUCCUCCGAUUCUCAGCUCCCCCUCUCCCAUCCUUCACUCACUUUCCCCCAUGUCUUAAUCUCCCUUUCCCCCUGUCCUUCUCCCCCUUUCCCCCUGUUCUUCUCUCCCUUCAUUUGCCUUAUUCUCACCUCCCUUUCCCCCUGUCUUUCUCCCCUUCGCCCCCCUGCCCUUAUUUUAAUUUUCCAGGCCAGCAGCACCACAGCAGCGGCUUCAGCGUGCAACCCAUGCAGAUCAAGCUGCAAUUCAACACUGUCAGUUGCACCCACACCAUUCCUGCUACUACCACGCACACCACUUCUGCUGGUAACUGCAGCGACGCAGCUAUCCCCAUUACCACAAGAACCCCAGCUGCUGCUGCUGCUGCUGCUGCUGCUGCUGCUGCUGCUGCUGGUAACCGCAGCCACAUAGCGUCGGAGCAGGGCAGUGAAAGCACGGACCAGUGCUCGGCUAUCAUCACCACAGAGUGUUUGUAA